GAGCCAGCCCGGGCCGAUCGACAACUUCGAGCACCUGUGCCCGCACGGCAAGCUGGGCUCCAGCUCCUCGGAGCUGGCCGCCGAGCCCUUCAUGCCGAUCUCCCGGAGCGUGUUCCAGGAGCUUGUGCAGAAGUACGGCGGCGGGCCCGCCGUGCGCGCCCUCGAGGUCUGCCCGAG
Messenger RNA from Prorocentrum cordatum, 177 nucleotides. Lineage: Eukaryota; Dinophyceae; Prorocentrales; Prorocentraceae. The record is from the annotation of a GenBank genome assembly.